This is a messenger RNA of Lineus longissimus, 994 nucleotides long. RefSeq names its product ribonuclease P/MRP protein subunit POP5-like. Lineage: Eukaryota; Metazoa; Nemertea; Pilidiophora; Heteronemertea; Lineidae. The coding region runs from base 120 to 608 and encodes 162 amino acids. Gene Ontology annotation, cellular component: ribonuclease P complex. Gene Ontology annotation, biological process: tRNA 5'-leader removal. The transcript is spliced from 5 exons. Gene Ontology annotation, molecular function: ribonuclease P RNA binding. The record is from RefSeq and is a predicted model, not a curated record.
AACAUGUUGGUUGCAUUUUAUAAAGAUUUUUUAUCUAGGAUAUGAUAGCGUAUAGAAAUGGAAAUGAAUAGAUGCUUUACAGAAUAGCCCUAGUUGUGAAGCUAGACUAAUCUGCCAACAUGGUUAGGUUAAAAAACAGAUACCUUAUUUGUGAGAUGCGCUUCAAAACAAAACAGAAUAUAGUCUACAAGAUCACAGAACAGGAUAUACUUUGCUCUGUGAAGGAGUCACUGGUCAAUUUGUAUGGUGACUAUGGAAUGGGAUGCCUUAAAAGGUCUCUCUCUGUGAAAUACCUGAACAACUAUACAAAGGUUUUUGUUAUUCGUGGAAAGAGGGGUCCACAUAAAAUGCUUGAGACUGCCGUCAUGGAUGUUAAAGAAUUUGCAGCAAAACCAUUGAAUAUACAAAUAUUCCAUAUUGGUGGGACCAUCAGAUCAUGCCAAAAAGUCUUGGUCAAGCACAACCGUAAACAACUCAAUGUGCUUUUAGAUAAGACUAAAAAGAAGGAAGAAAGAGAAGAAAUAAAGGAAAUGAUACAAAACUGUUCAAAAGAAGGUCUUAUAAAACAAGACAGGCAUUUUAAGGGAAACCAAGAAUUUGAUACUUGAUCCGUGGAUUACAUUGGGAAUCAAACAGAGAUUAUCCAUGUAUUCACUAAAAUUGUGAUCGUAAUGAGGAUACAACUGUGUCUUGUAUGGAGGAGGGACAGCUAAGAGAGACAGAAUGAGGGUAACAUUGGCUGACCUUGAUUUAGGAAUAAUGCUUUACCUAUAGGCAGCAGUGUAUGACCAUCAUACAGUGCUGCUGCAGGACAAUGGGAUUGUGGGAAACUAUAUGGUCCCUUGGAUGGAAUGGUCCACAAGAAACAUAUGAAAAUAAAAACUUUACCAAGUUUGAUCUUGGUGAUGAGGAUUACAAGUGGAGUGGUUUUAUAUGUUUAAGUUGUUUUUACAUGCCUUCAGAAAGAAUAAAGGUUAAACUACAUCAUGUUAAA